AUGAAAGACGAGACAUUGGUCAGAAGGCGAGCACGGCAAGCUCGUUUGCGCGAGAAGCGCAGCUUCCACAUCUGGGCUGCCACCGCCACCGCAGACCUUGUCCAGAAGCCCAUUCGGCCACUGACCGACGUGGCAUACAGUCGUAUGCUACAGGAAUGGGACUUCUUUGCAUCAGAAUCGGAGCACCAUGUAUCGCCCCUUGACGUGGCCACACUGAAGAAAUUUCUGAAGUGGUACUGCGAUGGAAGGAAAGGUCGCUUGACGGUUCAGACGUCAGACAGCGAUGAGGAUCAGCGGAUUACGCAGGAUUCGGCCUACUCCUGCUGGAAAAGCUUCAUGUCGGCAUGGCAUCGCCGCUCCGGAGACACCUUCUCCAAGAGUAUUCAGAACACCAUUGAAACGCUGAUCUAUGGAGGAGAUGGCAACUGGCUGAACCUCCGCACCGCUCGUCGACCCACGCGCAACUUUACGCUGACAGAUUUCCAGGCCUGUGUGCGGCAGUUGUGGCAGAAUGAUUGGUACGACUUCCGCUGUGAGGCAUAUCGAGUAGGGCUCCACCAAAUGAUGCUCAUGCAUACCGGGACUUCCGCUCGAUCGGCUGAAUAUGUGAUGAAUCUGCGAUACCGUGAUACAUUACUUUAUCAGGUGUGGUUCGAAGAUCGUCCGCAGCCGCAGCUGGUCAUCGAUCUGUGUCGUAACCACACCAAGGGCCUCGCCAACCUUCCCCGUCAACAGCCGGAACAUCUCCUCUAUGAGUUGGUCGACCUCCCGUUCUAUUACAACACUGUUGCAUUCUUCGUGGCCGGUCUUCUGGCUGUACAGGGGCUGCGCAAUUUUGACACCUGGUCCGGCCUGUGUGCGGUGGAGAAGCCGCCGGAUCGCCAUUUCCUGUGCUUGGAUUACACCGACGACGUGCUUGACCGGCAUGUCUACGCCCGAUACAACGCAAAAUCAGGUGGUGAGACCAAAGCCGCGACUUCGCUCGUCGGCGCCCUAGGAUUACUCGGCCAGCGCGCGGGUUUUCGCGACAGGCCGACGCCGGGCGCUAUCCGUCGUGAAGCACUCUUGCAAGUGGACCGAUAUGGUUAUUCGAUCAAUGAGCGGAUGCGGCAUGCCGAUCAUCGUAACGCCAAUACAUAUGGAGGGUACUAUCAGAAUGCCAUCUCGACAGUCGAUGGACAGGCAACGUACUUUGGACUGGAGCAACAAUUGCCAGUGUUGCACGAACUCUUUCGCGGAUUCUCCAUUCGUCGUGACUACCAAUUCCGGCCAGAAGUGCCAUUGCGGUUGCAAAGCCAGAUGAACGAUACGCGGCUCGUGGUUGAGAACGACAGUGGUCCUAUGGACCGGCAAGCGCGCCAGAAAAUUUAUGAUGGUCGUCGUCGCCAGCGAGACAACGUCCUCCGCGCAGACCAACAACGCAGGAGCAAGGAAUCGACCACCUCGGAAGUCUGCGCUUACGAGUCCGACUUUCAGCAAGCCCGACGUCUGAUGCCGGAGCGGGACCGACUUGCUGAGAGCCUCUUCCAAAGCGGAUCUUUGAGAGACGCUCAGGGAAUCGAGAUCAUGAAGGACCUGGUGGCACUGUUUUCCUCUCGGAACUCGGACACCUAUUGUGUCGAACUCAACAGUUCGCGGUCACGCUGUGAUACCUGCGGCGUCGUUCGCCCGGAGAGUACCACCCAGGAGUGGUGGCGUCACGUCUAUCACUGCCGCAAGGGACAGUCUGAGCUUGCAGGCGGGUUCACUGACUUCUGCUUCCUGUGCUUUGCUUGGUUUGACGAUAUGGAUGCAUGGAAUGAGCACAACAAACAGCACAGUCAGAAUAUGCCGCUCAAAUGCAGCUUGGCCAUGUUCCGGGGUACAGUUCUGCGGCCAGCAUGGUGUCCGGACUGCACAGGCAAGCACGGAGCGUCCGGUGAAGAGGCUAAAGGGUUGACAAAGUUUCUCAACGUGACCGCUUGGAAAGCGCACGUGGACGAGCACAUCCAUGGACUGCGACCCGGACCGUACAAGUGUGCCCACCCGCGCUGCUCGGAUAUGCUGGGGUUCUCGUCAAUGGCCGAAUAUCUCGCCCAUCGGUCUGAUAUUCACCUUAUUCCUCCGCCGAAUGCUAAGGCCAAAGGGGCAAUUGGAAGAGUCAAGAGAAAGCAUACUGGUGAUGCUGUCAAUGAGGCAAGCUACACUGCGAAACGCCCCCAGCUCGGCCUCAGCAGGUCAUCUUCGCGCAGUUCAGCUUGCGCAGCCUCCGAGGAAACUUCCACGCCAUCAGCCACUGAUUCAUCUCCUGAACCAUCAUCGCCACGUUCUGGUCGAGAAGAACAGGUCUUGACGGAAGAAGGCGAUGGUAAUGGCGCUUACGAAGAGAAGAGUGCAGCUCUCGCAGCGAUGAAUGCUAUGUCUCCGACAUUAGCAAAUGGAUCUGCAUCUCCAUCGUGGUCGGCUUCGUCAUCUUCGUUGCGCGGACAGUUUGAAUUGCCUGAGUCUGGAAAGAAUCAGUACGGUAGAGGCCAGGGAGGCCUGCCGGGCGAGCUAUCCAGAAUUGCCAAAUCUAGACCUACCACCAUUGAAGUCGUCAUCCCAGCUGGCCCGCAGGGUUGGGACGAUGUGCCUUUAGUGCGCUGCGUUGAAAAGUCCGACGAUGGAGGAGGCGAGCACACAAUCCGCAAGCAAGUGUCCGCAAGCAAGGACUUAGAUGAGCCCCAGGCUGGUGAUGUUGGGCGCCUCUUGAAUCCCCCCACUCAGUUGUCGCCGAGCAUGAGGAGGUCGAAGAAGGGACAUGUCGAUAUGGCAACAAGUUCAAGCAGUAGGAGCCGGAAACAUACAGAGGUCUCUGAAGCCUUCGUCCGAAGGAGAAACGCGAUUUCUGAAAUGCAUGCCCGUAUUCAAGAACGUCGCAAGUCGCGCCUGAAGAAAGCUGCUGUAUCGUCUAGGUAG
Molecule: messenger RNA, 2937 nt
Organism: Cyphellophora europaea CBS 101466
Lineage: Eukaryota; Fungi; Ascomycota; Eurotiomycetes; Chaetothyriales; Cyphellophoraceae
Exons: 6
Coding region: 1-2937 (978 amino acids)
Source: RefSeq, a predicted model, not a curated record